Scomber japonicus (chub mackerel) is the source of this 2768-nucleotide messenger RNA. It is a transcript of the gene nars1, whose product is annotated as asparaginyl-tRNA synthetase 1. NCBI's taxonomy places the organism in Eukaryota, Metazoa, Chordata, Actinopteri, Scombriformes, Scombridae. Gene Ontology annotation, biological process: asparaginyl-tRNA aminoacylation. Gene Ontology annotation, cellular component: cytoplasm. Gene Ontology annotation, molecular function: nucleic acid binding; asparagine-tRNA ligase activity; ATP binding. The record is from RefSeq and is a predicted model, not a curated record. The transcript is spliced from 15 exons. The coding region runs from base 121 to 1800 and encodes 559 amino acids.
CUGAUGCAAAGCUGCGUGUCUGGGUCUGAGUGGAUACCACCGGCGGACGCCUCUGGAGUUUGAUACCUUGUUUUGAACCAAAGUCUCUCGUUUACCGUACUCAGCGACACCUGGACUGACAUGGCGACGGAGAUAACUAAAGGUUUGGAGGAAGUCUCAGUUGGUGAGCUGUACGUGUCAGACAAAAGCGGCAAUGACCAGGAUGGAGAUGGCUCACAGCAGAAACCCUUCAAAACUCCCCUCAAAGCUCUGAUGUUUGCUGGGAAGGAGCCUUUCCCCACCAUCUACGUAGACUCACAGAAGGAAGGAGAGCGUUGGGCUGUGAUCUCUAAGACUCAGAUGAAAAACACAAAGAAGGCCUUCAACCGUGAGCAGAUGAAGAACAACACCAAGGACAAGAAGGAGGCAGAGGACAACGAGAGGAGAGAGAAGAACCUGGAAGAAGCCAAGAAGGUCAUCAUCGAGAAGGACCCCAGCCUGUCCGAUCCUGCCCCGGUUAAAAUCCGUCAGCUGGAGGCAAAGAGAGGUCAGAGAGUCAAAGUCUUCGGAUGGGUUCAUCGCCUCAGAAGACAGGGGAAGAACCUGAUGUUCAUUGUUUUGAGAGAUGGAACUGGUUUCCUGCAGUGUGUCCUGUCUGAUAAACUGUGUCAGUGCUACAAUGGCCUGGUGUUGUCCACAGAGAGUACUGUGGCUCUGUACGGCAUUGUUACUCCAGUCCCUGAAGGAAAAAACGCGCCUGGAGGCCACGAGCUGCACUGUGACUUCUGGGAGCUGAUUGGCUUGGCUCCGGCAGGCGGCGCCGACAACCUGGUGAACGAAGAGUCGGACGUCGACGUCCAGCUGAACAACCGACACAUGAUGAUCCGAGGAGAGAACAUCUCCAAGAUCCUCCGAGUGCGAUCCACCGUGACGCAGUGCUUCAGAGACCACUUCUUCGACCGCGGAUACUACGAGAUCACUCCUCCAACCCUGGUGCAGACUCAGGUGGAGGGCGGCUCCACGCUGUUUAACCUCAACUACUUUGGAGAGCAGGCAUACCUGACGCAGUCCUCCCAGCUGUACCUGGAGACCUGCAUACCUGCUCUGGGUGACACCUUCUGCAUCUCACAGUCGUACCGAGCCGAGCAGUCCCGCACCCGCAGACACUUGUCCGAGUACACUCACGUGGAGGCCGAGUGUCCCUUCAUGUCAUUUGACGACCUGCUGAACAGACUGGAGGACCUGGUGUGUGACGUGGUGGACAGAGUGCUCAAAUCCCCCGCUGGUGAGCUGCUGUACGACAUCAACCCGGACUUCAAACCCCCCAAGAGGCCGUUCAAGAGGAUGAACUACACCGAAGCCAUCGAUUGGCUCAAAGAGCACAACAUCAAGAAGGACGACGGCACCUUCUACGAGUUCGGAGAGGACAUCCCCGAGGCUCCAGAGAGGCUGAUGACGGACUCCAUCAAUGAGACCAUCCUGCUCUGUCGUUUCCCCGCUGAGAUCAAAUCCUUCUACAUGAUGCGCUGCCCCGAGGAUAGACGCCUCACCGAGUCGGUUGAUGUGUUGAUGCCAAAUGUGGGCGAGAUCGUUGGAGGCUCCAUGCGUAUCUGGGAUGCUGAGGAGCUGUUGGAGGGAUACAAGAGGGAGGGUAUUGACCCAACCCCGUACUACUGGUACAAUGACCAGAGGAAGUAUGGCACAUGCCCCCAUGGUGGUUACGGUCUGGGUCUGGAGCGUUUCCUCACCUGGCUCCUGAACAGACAUCACAUCAGAGACGUCUGCCUGUACCCAAGAUUCAUCCAGCGCUGCCGACCCUGAACACACACACACGCGCACACACGCGCGCACACGCACACACUGUCAGUAAACGUGGGCCUGACACGUGGCAGCACUCCGUGAGCCAUCACAUGUCUCACUACAAUAUUCCAAUAUAUUUUCCCUAUGGCAGUUUCAUUUUCAGUAACAGACCUCAAUUCUGAAGUUAAAAUCUCAAGAUGCCAUCGCAGACAGUUAAACACCCACCACCACCUGCUGCACUCAGCCCCCCUGACUCUUAUAUCCUGCCGCUUUAAAACUACAUCUGAUCAUUUCCACCUCUGCUCAUGCUCUUUGGCUGAUUAUUGAAACAGUAAUAAAAUCAGGGCAGUUUCUUCUUCUGAAAAAAAAAAGAAUGUUUUACAUGCUGUUUAAUUAACCUUUAGAAACCUUUUUUUCUACCAUAUUUAUUAUAUUCAAAUUGUCCAUAGUUCAAAUUUAAAGCCACAUAAAUCAAACAUCUAUAUCUUAAUGUUUGAAACAUCACACAGAAAGUUACAGGACUUAGUUACACUAAAAAAGCAUUAAGGUCAAAUGUCUUGCUUCAGUAACAGCAGCUAUAUAUAAUGAUUUUUAAUGAUUAGUUAUUUCCUGUAACUGAUGUUUGUUGUGUUGUAAUGAGCUUUCAAAACAUCAGAUACUCAAAAUAAUUGUCCAAAAAAAUGCUUUGCCAAACACACACACUUCUCAUCAUUGUACUUGAGGACCAUCAUUCUGACUCUGUCUUAGCAGCUGAGUAAAACUUCUUUCUGUCAGUGAUUGGAUCAGAAUUCAAUCGCAAAAAAGAUUUUGUGCACUUUUCAUGUAUCCUAGAACAUAUAACUUCCUUACUGAAAUAAAGAGAAAGAGAGAGAGAGAUGUGCCGGGAAAUCAAAGGUAGGGUAGCAGCCUAUCUUCAGUGGUGUAGAAAUAUCAGAUUUUCAUCUUUUUGUUCUGCCUUGUCUUCUGAAAUAAACUACACAUGCAGAAAA